CCUCAGCUGUCCCUUCUCUCUCCGGCCGUUUCGUCCGUCUUCUGUCUGUCCCACUAGAUACCAUUGGGCCUGAAAUGGUUUCUGCCUCAGGGCCUGCCUGCAAUGAAGUCAGGGUGGUAUUUGUCUUAGGCGUAGUGUGGACACGUCAGUCAGACCAUACACAACACAACACAGUACACAAGACAGCCGACCAGACAGCCACUCAUCCCGCUACAGAACUCUCCCCCUGAGUCCCCUCCCUUCCCUCUAUCAUUCUCUGUUGUAUCUCUAUCAAUCAUCUUGUCCCUCCCGUAUCUUGUCUGUCGUUAUCAAGAUCUUGUUUGCUUGUGUGGCUGAUGGGUGAUGAUGGCCCGCCUCUAUCAUCACUUGCGGCGGCCCAGCAAGCCACCUAAGCCAGCUGCAACACACACGAAGAGACGCACAAUCAUCCAAAGAGGUCCCCAACAAAGGGCAUGCACUCUGAUUGCUCACUGGUGGGAGGUCUGUCUUCCUUGGGUGUGGGCAGAAAUUUUGCAUUGUAGGCCUGCUGCUGAAGGCCAAUGUUCUUAUACAUGUUUUGGUCCCGCAGGUGGGGGAGGAGUCUGCCUCCCGGCACCCUCUUCGAAGGCGUCCCUGACCCAGCUGUAGGGGGCGGGGGCAGCUCGGUGGUCAUGUUGUGGCCAUACUUGAUGCGCUGGAUGUUGAGCUCCUCGGCCGUGGGGGGAAGCUUCUUGGGCGUGGGGCCUAGGGCCAUGUUUGUUAUCUGUAUGCCAUGCCAUGCCAGCCAGGACAGCCAAUUGGCGACAGACACAUUGCGACUGUAAAGGACCUUGACUCACCUCGUCGCCAAAGGAAGAAGACAGAGAGUAUCGGCGGGAGUCUAUGUUGAUAUGCUGCGAUGUGGGGGUGGCCGCGGGGCUCUGUUGCUGCUUGGGCGCGAAAGGAUUGGUCGUCACGACCGGCUCUGUGACCUGCAGGCAGGCAGGCAGGCAGGCAGGCAGGGGAGAGAGAGACACCGACAGAGAUGUAUUCCAUGGAUGGUGGCGAGCCAUGACUGUACGCACGGGCGUCUGUCUGUUUGUGUCCCUUACCGCCAUAUGUGUGCGAACCGGAGACUGCUGCUGCUUCUGCUGCUGCUCGCCCAGCAUCCGAGCGCUCAGCUCCUCAGCGCUCAGCUUGUGAGGGGUCAGCUUCUGAGCGCUCUGCUGCUGAGCGCUCUGCUGCUGCUGCUGCUGCUGAGCGCUCUGCUGCUGAGCACUCUGCUGGGGCUCCUGGCCACUGGCGCCGCCACCCAUGUGCACGGUCCCUCCCUGCUGCACAGCCACACAAGCAAACGGAGACAUAACACGCAUGUCCACUGUUCUGUUUGUCUGUCUCCGUUUGUCUGUUGGCCCCCUCCCCCCUCCCCCUCCCUCAAGCCCUCCCUCCCUCACGCACCGUCUGUGUCGUCGGGGGCACCUUGGGCAUGUCUGUCGCUGUCGUCUGGGCAGCAUACGGCGUGAAGAAGCCAGGCAUCUGCGCCUGCUUCGGGGCGGCCUUGGCCGUCUUGGGUGUGGGGGUGCCCGACAGCUGCUGCUGCUGCGGCUGCGAAGUGGGUGUCUUGGGAGGAGGACCAGAUGGCGGUUGCGUGCCGGCCUUGGGCACAGGAAGCGACGGAUGCGCCUUGCCCACCCACUGCUGCUGCUGCAGCUGCUGCAGGGGCUGAACCAUCGGCUGCUGCUGCUGCUGCACGGGGGGCUGCACAACUGGCUGCAUGAGAUGCAUUUUGGGCGAGGCAGUGGGCUGUUUGGGUGAGCCGGAGGGCUGCUUCGGUGAGGCAGCUUUGGGGGAGGCAGCGGCACCACUUACGACCUCUCCAUGUCCUUUCUGCUGCUCCUCCUUCGGCCCCGGUUGCUGCUGCACCUGCUGAAACUGCUGCACCCGCUGCACUUGCUGCACCUGCUGCGCCUGGCCCUCUUCCACACCGACAUCCACACCAAUACCGAAUUCCUGGCCAGGGCCACCCACACCACCGCCCCCCACCACAAACCGGGUAGCAUUGGGUGUGUCGUCAAACAACGAAUCUAUGGGCUUCUUGCCCUCCUGCUCGGUCGCAGCACGGUUCAACACGCCCUCCUUCGCCGCAGCAACACCAUCAGCAACACCGCCACGGGGCACCUGCUUGGGAAUGGGCGUGUCGACGGUCGAGGCGCGAGCCUUGGGUGCUGGUGGCGAGGGCAUCUUGGGAAGGGCUGGGGAGGUCUUUGCAGUGGCUGGAGUGUCUUUGGCGACCAGACGGGCGGCCCCGGGCGUGCUGGGGAUGGAUGCCUCCGCGUCGGGCUCACGGGCCUUUUUGCCGCCAGCAGUAGUCUUGACCGUCGUGGGAGGCGUCAGGGGCACCACCGUCACUGCCUUUCCCUGCACCUCCUGCUGCUGCUGUACCUGCUGGACCUGCUGGACCUGCUGGACUUGCACCUGCUGUUGCUGUUCCACCACAACCGGUGUCUCCGUCUCUGUCUCUGUCUUCUUCGGUGCCUCCUCCUUCUGUUGUGUGAGCUCCUCUUUCUUGACGGGCGGCUCUGCCUUCUGCUCCUCCUGCUCCUCCUUCUCCUCCUUGGCCUUGCCAACGACCACCACCUCACGUUCCUGCACGGCCUCCUUGACCAACACGGGAGCCGCUUUCUCCGAUUUCUCCACCUUGACGUCCCUCGUGGGGCCCAUCUGCCCCACCGCAUUCCCCGAGCUAAGCGCGACGCCGGCCACUGGGGGCGGGGUGCCGAUGGGCGUGUGAGGGGUCUCACUGCCAAGAGGAGGGAAGAGGAUGCUCGUGUCUUUGCCUUUGUCUUUGCCGACGGCUGAUCUGGGGCGGUGUCGGGGUGAGAGGCGCUCCAGCUUGGGUGGCUGCUGGCUGGGCCAGGAUGGGGAGAGGGAGGCGCCGAAGAGCUGGGGCGCCUCGUUGCCGAACUGGUCGAAGGUGGCGUGGAUGAUGCAUUGAACCGCCGAGUCCUGCAUCGACGACUUGAUCUUCAUCAGGUCCUUCAGGGUCUUUCCUUGGAGCGCCCAGAGCCUGAUUGCGUCAAUCAGUGUGACAAAGCCGUGACGUGUGUGUGUUGUGUGUGUGUGUGUGUGUGUGUGUGUGUGUGCGGCUGUAGGCAUGUCGCUGACCCUUUGAUCUCUUGCAGCUGAGCGUCGAUCUGGCAGUGAGUGCCGUCCUGGAGGAAUCUGAGGAUCUCUCGGCGGUGGUCGGCCGCGCUGUCCAUCCUCUUGUAGUACUCCUCGUGCAAUUCACCGUAGAGGUUCGAGAGAUGCUCGUAGCCCCGGUCUCUCGAUGCUGCACACACCACCGAACACACCACACCAGCAGAGUGAGAAACGGCGCCCUUUCCCUCUCUCUCUCCCUCCCUCCCUGCCUCCCUCUGUGUACCUCUGUGUAUCUGCUGCCUCUUUCUUACCAAUGCUGGAUGAGACCAUCUUGGCGAGUUCGAUCUGGUUCUUCUCACAUGUCUCCACCUUCUUGACGAGGGCCGUGCUGACCCGCUGCUGCUGGGUGGCAGUCUCUUCCUGCCGCUUGCUAGACUCUUCCUGCCGCUUGCUAAGCUCGGUCAGCAUGGCUUUGAGAGCCUCAAACUGCUCGUGAGACACGGACUGUUGCUGCUGGGUGGCGAUCGUGGUGGUGGAGGUGGGGGAUACUGAAGGGGAGGAGGGAGCAGCAGCUGCUGGAGCAGCUGAUGUUGUGCGAGGUGUCUUCUGUUUCUCGGCCUCUUGUUGCUGCUGCUGCUGAGGCUGUUCUUGCUGCCUUGGCUGGUCCGUCUGUUGUGCCUGUCGGGCUACCCACGAGUGAACGUCUUCCAGCAGCUUGGCCAUUUUCUUGAAGGACCUGCGAACGUGAUCGAUCGCACGGAUACAGUGGGGGAUGGAGUGGCUGCAUAUUGGGUGUCUCUGCCUGUGUGUGUCUGUGUCUGUGUGUGUGCUUACAUCCGCAUGCCGUGGACUUCCCGGAUGAUUUCCCAGUGGUAUAUGCCGCCGCGAUCUGCACACACACACACACGCAAUGGCAGCGGUGAGGCGGCCGGGGGUGGUGUCGUGUGUGUCAUGUGUGUGGUGGGGUACAUUUGAAGUCGGCUUGGUCCUUCUCGGGCGGCCACACCCACACGAACCCGCACCAAAAGGCAUACAGGCCCUGCACACACGAGACACAAGGAGACAGAUGCAGCCAGGGGUGUGUGUGUGUGUGUGUGUGUGUGAGGGUCCCAUUGGCUUACCAUCGCGACGGCCGCGAUGAAUAUGACAUACUGAGUGGGCCCCUCCUGCUGCUGGGCCACCGACUUGAUUAGCUGAGCGCCGCUGGCCGUCCACUCCAUCAGUGGUACCAGCCCCAAACCACCUGCACACCAGACACACACAGAGAAAUGUGAAAUGUCGACGGAGACCUGGUGGGCCCGUGUGCUGGGGGAGCUUGCCUGUCACUCCCGUCAGCCGCCGUAUGCCGUGUGUCGUCCGCAAAGCGGUACAGCCCAUCAGGCCCUUGACUCCCUCCCAGCUCCUCACCUCCCUCAACCGAUCCACACCCACCCACAUCGCCGCGUCCCUCACUGUGUCCGUGACCCUUCUCCACACCAUCUCCACCGUGGACAGCUCCUCCAUUCUCGGCUGCUUGAUCCACUCCAGCAUAGGUGUCCCGUCGGGCGCCACCAGGCAGCUGGAGGGGUCGCUUUUGCGGCAGGUUGGGGCGGCUUCGGGUUCAGCUACAUCGGCUGAUGCGUCUGCCAUGACGACGGGCUCUGCCUCCUCCGGCAGGGUGUCCUCGGUGCGAGGCGGCUCGUCGCUCGCCUGGUGGUGGGUCGGGGGUGUAGGUGGCUGUGGGGGAGGGGUCGGAGGGGGUGGCUGCUGUUGCUGCCAGUCUUGAUGUGCUGGGGGGGCGGUGGGUGGAGGGGUGGCGGGCAAUCGUGGCUCUUCCUGUCGAUGCUCGUGCUGCUGCUGAGCUGUGUCAUCGUGUGUGGGUGGUGUGGGGGGUUGCUCGUCUCUAUGGUCCUCUCUUGCCGCUUCGGGUGUCGGCUGAGAAGGCCUCUCGUUGACAUCUAGGCCCCUCGACUCGUCUGACAUUGGGUGCUGGUCGUGUGUCGGCUGUGGGGACUGAUCGGUGUACGGGCUAGAAUCUGGCCUCUCCUCAUCAAAAUGCCUCGACUCAUGGUCUACUACUGGCUGCUGCUCGUGUGUCGGUGCCUGAUCUGAGUGGCCGACUGCCGUUGGUGCUGCUGGUGGUGGAUCAGGUGGGGAGGAGGGGGCGGGCGAGGGCGGCUCAAACAGCUGUCCAUCGUUGGUGGUGCCGGCGAUGGUCGUGUGGGCGUCAGCCUCUUCGGCUGCCUGUGAGUCCUGCUCCUGUGCGGCCCCAGUCGGCACUUCGGACUCAGUGGCUGUAACCUGGGGGAAGGCGCACACACACACACACACACACAGACGGAUGGGUGAAGUUGUGUGGUGGUCAGUGAGUGAUGUCCGUGCCCAGGCUGUCUACCUCUGCUGUCUCGGCUUCUCCCUCGUGUGCCUCCUCAGUCUCAACAGCUUGAUCUGCUGAAUCAGCACUGGUAGAGUGGCGGUCCUCCGUGGGCCUGCCCUCAUCAUCACGUGCACCAGCUUCGUGGUUCCCUUGGUCUUGGCCUUCGCCAGCUUCUUGUUGGUCCCUUGGGGUGUGCGUGGGCUGAGUUAUCUCAGCUGCCGUAGUGCCGUCCUCACUGGAGCUUCCCUCGGACGGUUUGUGGCCUGGAUGGUCGGGGCGGUGCCCGACGGUCGGCGUAGGCCGGAUCUCCUCAACUGGGCUAGCGGUCGUCUCGGAUGGGGUGUUGGCUGCUGCCUCGCCCGACUCCGCUGCCUCACCCUGUCGUGACUUUUCCUCAGUUGACUCCUCCCGUCUGUGCUGUUCCUCCCCUGAGUGCUCCGGUGUCUCCUCCUGGUGAUGGGGGCUGUGACUGUCGCCCUCUACGGUGUCGUCCGGGUGUGUGUCGGCCUCAGCGGGGCCGUGGGAGUCAGCAGACGGCGGGUCGGGAGCUCCCGUCUCCUGUGCCUCUUGUGGACGGUCUGGCUGCUCCACAGGCUCAUUCCUGGGGCCGUUCCGAGGAAAGUGCGUUGGAAUCUGAGGGAGACGGCACGGAGAGGGUGUUCCCGACACACACUGCGAUGCCCCAGACCCUCUCUGACUCACCCGGUGGUUUGGCUGCGGCACCCAGUAGUCGCCCCGAUAGAUUUUCCCCUCGUCAGCAAAGACGCCUCCCGGGGUUCUCUCGUCCGGAUGGUCGCUCUCCGGCGCCCAGACCUGCACACACCACCCCAGUGUGCCGAUUUCUGUUGCACUGACGGUGCGGUGCACCGCAGCUUACGUUGAGAACGAGCGAGGCCGUGAGAAAUGCGAAGAAAGGUAAGCUUAUCAACAUCAUGAGUGCGAAGCAAGAUGCGGGAACCUCAUCGAAGCGCUGGAAAGUAAUAUUGUAUGGGGGCCGUA
This is a messenger RNA of Vitrella brassicaformis, 6454 nucleotides long. The record is from the annotation of a GenBank genome assembly. NCBI's taxonomy places the organism in Eukaryota, Vitrellaceae.